AUGACAGAUAUAUUGAUGGAGAUUGUAACUGCUAUUGUAUCAAAGGUUGGAGAAUACCUGGUGGAGCCUUCCAUAAACCAAGCUCGUUAUAUAUUUCGUUUCAACAAAAUUGUUAAAGAUCUUUCGGAAGCAGAAAAACAAAUGCAAUCCGCAAAAGAAGACAUCGAGAAACGUGUUGAAACAGCCAAAAAAAAUGAUGAAGAAAUUUUUAAAACUGUGCAAGACUGGCAAGAUGAUACACGCAAAAUCUUGGAAGAGGUUCAGAUGUUGAAUAAAGAAAUAGAACACAAUCAGUUGAAGACUUGUUUUAAUGGGUGGUGUCCUAAUUGGGGCUCUCGACAUCAGUUGGGGAGGAAAGCAACAAAGACAAGCAUUCAGUUGAAAGAAAUUAUAGAUAGAGGCCAAUUUGAAAGGGUGGGGUGUCGUGCUCUUCUAUCAGGUGAACCUUCAGCACCUAAAGAUUUUGAAUGUUGCCGGUCUACGAAGGAUGCUUUUGAUAAGAUUAUGGAGGCACUUAAAAAUGAUGGCACCCAUAUGGUUAUAUUGUGUGGGAUGGGCGGUGUGGGUAAAACAACUUUAGCAAAAGCAGUGAGUAAAAAGGUCACCGAAGAGAGCAUCUUUAAGGAGGUUGUGAUGGUUACUGUAUCCCAAACUCCAAACCUCAUAGAUAUUCAAGAUCAACUGGCUGAACUCCUAAAUUUGGAACUUACGGAGAAAACUGAAGAGGGAAGAGCUAAGAGAUUGUCUUCAAGAUUGUCAAAGUCUAAUAAUAACCUUAUAAUCCUGGAUGAUGUUUGGGAAGAAACCAAUUUCGAGGAAAACAUAGGCGUUCCAUUGAGCAAAGGUUGCAAAAUGCUUCUAACAACCCGUAACCAAAAAGUAUACGGUCAUAAGGAGUAUCAAUCAUUAAUUCCUCUAAAUGUUUUAAAGGGGCACGAAGGAGUGGCUUUACUCAAAAGGCAAGCAGGUAUAGAUGAUGACUGUGCCCACUUGGAUUCUUUGGCUACUCAAAUUGCUAGAGAAUGUGAUGGUUUGCCUUUAGCACUUGUAACCACCGGAAGGUACUUGAGAGGAAAGAAAGAAAAUAAAACAUGGGAAGUUGUAUGUGAAAAGCUAAAAAAGUCAAAACUGGAGGAUUUAGGUAAUGUUGAUAGUACAGAAAGAGGUGUCUAUGCUAGUCUUAAGUUGAGUUAUGAUUAUUUGAGGGGAGAUAAAAUUCGAUUGUGUUUUUUGAUGUGUUCACUAUUUCCUGAGGAUUUUAAAAUUCCUUUGGAGGAUUUGGUUAGAAUAGGAGUGGGGUUAGAUUUAUUUAAAGGUGUUUCAUCCAUUGAAGAAGCAAGAGGGGAUCUGCAUUUGAUGGUUGAAGAACUGAAGGAUUUGAGUUUGUUAUUAGACGCUGAUGAAAAAGAAUUUGUGAAAAUGCAUGAUAUAGUUCGUGAUGUUUGUCUGUUGAUCGCAUCAAAGGAGGAGAAUAUAUUCAUGAGCAAGCUUUGCAAGGAUUUGAGGCAGUUGGAAAGGAAAAAAAGCUGGACACAAUAUACAACAAUCUCCUUGUUGGAAAACAAACUAAAAGAGCUUUCUAUUAGACUGGAAUGUCCUAAGCUUAAAAUAUUGCUAUUGGGUGGUGAAAAACAAUGGUUAUACAACUAUGACAAGUCUAAGUUGUUGAAAGUUUCAGAUGAAUGUUUCGAAGAGAUGAAAGCACUAGAAGUUGUAAGUUUAAGAUAUGCAGACCUUUCAUUGAAAUCACUUCAAUUCUUGACAAAUCUCAAGACUCUAGAGUUGUUUGGUUGUAAUUUGAGAGACAUUUCUUUCCUUGCCAAGCUGAACAAACUUGAGAUUCUUAGCUUUAGACAUUGUCAUUUUGACGAAUUACCAAUAGAAUUGAGUGAACUUAAGGAACUAAGAAUGUUGGAUUUACGUGGGUGUUCUGAGCUAAGAAGAAUUCCUUCCAAUUUGAUACGAAGCUUUUCUCAAUUAGAAGAAUUAUACAUGGAGGAGGACAUCUUUGAAGAAAGGGAGGUUGAAGAGAAGAGUAUAGAAACAGGCAAUGCUAGGCUUUCAGAGGUAAAUUAUCUACCUUGCUUGGCUGUUCUGUAUUUGAAAAUACAUUCAAAAUGCCUUCCAAAAGACUUUGCUUUCUCCAAACUUUCAAGAUAUCAAAUUCGUGUGAACGGAAGUAUUCAUAGAUAUUCAAAAUCAUCAAAAGCUUUAAUAAUUGCUGAUAUUGAUGCAACCUUAUUGACUGCAUUAUUUAAAGCACUAUAUCAUAGUGUAGAAUGUCUUAGUUUGGGAAGAGUAACAGGUUGUCAAAAUAUCCUCCCAAGCAUUGACCAAAAGGGAUUGAAGAAGUUGAAUACCCUUGAGGUUAGCCAUUGUGAAGACUUGAAAUGCAUGAUAGAUGCAUCGCAACUGGAGGAAGAAAAUUCUGAGUUCCAUCCAAGUUUAGCAAGGUUAGUGCUGUCAUUCUUACCAGAAUUGCAGUGUAUAUGGAAGGGGCCCAUGUCCAUUCAUAUUGUAAACUUCCAAAGUCUUACGGAUGUUUAUGUGGGAUUCUGCACAAGCUUGGCUUAUCUUUUCACUUUAUCAAUUGCCCGAAGUUUGGGGCAGUUGAAGUCACUCAGUGUUGAAGGUUGUGAGAGUUUGGAGUUCCUGAUCAAGAUAGAAGAGGGUGAUAAUGGCAGGGGAGAGAAAAUGUUGUCGAAAUUAGAAGAUCUCCAAAUUGAACAAUGCUCGAGAUUGGAAUAUGUUUUUCCAGUGUUUGUUGCAGCAGGUCUUAUACAACUUAAAAAUCUUGAAAUAAGAGAUGCACCAGAGUUGAAGCAAAUAUUUCAUGGAAAAGAAGAAAAUGAAAUUGCAGAGGAAGGAAAGGACAUCAAGUUGCCUAAUUUAAAAAAGCUAAAGCUUAACAAACUUGAAAAGCUUACCAGAUUCUUUCCAGAAAAUAAUCAUUCAACUCUCCCAGCUUUGGAAGAGUUCCAGAUGAAGGAAUGUCCGAAUUUGACAAUUAAAGAGGGAGUUCUAGAAGAGGGACUGCGGAUUGUGGAGAUAAGCAAUAAUCAAUUAUGUAAUGGAAUUCUCUCUAGGUUGAGAGGUGGCUUCUUCCAAAAUUUUGAAGAAUUAAGGAUAACAAAUUGUGGAGUAAAAGAGGUAUUUCAGAUGGAAGGACAACAACAUGAAUUAUCACUUCCAAAAUUAAAGAGUUUGGAGUUGAAUCAUCUGGAAGAACUAGACAGUUUUUGUAAAGGUCCUGCUCAUGUUCUAAGGUUUGAGAAUCUUACAACUUUAAAAAUAAGUGGCUGCAAAAAGUUGAAGCAUAUCUUCUCAUGUACUCUUGCUCUGAGCUUGGGUCAAUUGGAAUCCGUUGAAGUAAAAGAUUGUGAGAAUUUGGAACAAGUAUUUUAUUUGGAUCAUGAAAGAGAAGAAAAUGUAGGUGGAGGAGAUCAUAAGAACAUCAUGCUUCCAAAAUUGAAGAAAUUACAUCUACAAGGACUUGGAAAGCUAGUAAGCUUUUUUCCAGAAAAAUAUGAUGCAUGUUAUCGAGCUUUGGUAGAGUUCAAAGUAGAAGACUGUUCCAAAUUAACUACAACUUUCAUUGUUAAAAAGUCUCCGAAUCUGCAGGUUGUAUGGAUGAGAAAUUGCAGUAGUCAAUUGUACAAUGAAAUUUUCUCUAGGUUGAGAUAUGGCUUCUUCAAAAAAAUCAAAGAAUUAAACGUUGAAGUAAAAGAGGUAUUUCAGUUAACACAACUAGAACAUGAAAUGUCAUUCUCAAAUUUGAAGAAUUUGACCUCUUUAACAAUAACCCACUUCAACAAGCUCAAACAUAUCUUCACACCAAUUGUUGCUCAAAGUCAUCUGUUGCAAUUGAAACGGCUAUGCAUCACAGAAUGUGCGGAAUUGGAGCAAAUCAUUGAUGUUAAAGAUGGUGAAGAAGUUGGAGCAAAUCUUCUCCAAACUCUAUCAUCUAUUUAUGUGGAAAAGUGCCAUAAAUUAAGAAAUCUGUUUCCUAUCUCCAUAGCUCGGGGUUUUCAACAACUGGCAUACCUACACGUAAUUGAUAACUCUGAAUUGGAGCAAAUCAUUGAUGUUAAAGAUGGUGAAGAAGUUGGAGCAAAUCUUCUCCAAACUCUAUCAUUUAUUAGAGUGGAAAAGUGCCAUAAAUUAAAAAAUCUGUUUCCUAUCUCCAUAGCUCGGGGUUUUCAACAACUGGAAAUCCUACACGUAAUCGAUAACUCUGAAUUAGAAGAAAUAUUUGGAGAUAAUGAUGUGAUUGAUGAGAAAGAAAUCCAGUUGCCUCGACUUCAGAAUAUAGUCCUAAGAGAUUUAGCAAGCCUCACCAACUUUUGCCAUGUGGAUUAUCACUUCAUAUUUCCAAGACUUAAUCACUUGACAGUCGGACGUUGUCCGAAGAGAAGUACAAGAUUUUCAUGGGAUGAAGAUAAUGACAGUGUGCAUGCGGAAGCAAAGGCGCCCAUAAUAGGUAGCACCGAAGAUGAUAGUCAUCAAGAGCAGGCACCCAAAAUAGGUAGCCAAGAUGAUAGUCAUCAAGAGCAGGCAUCUGAAAUGGGCAGUGAAGAUGAUAUUCAUGAAGAGCAGGCAUCUGAAAUGGGCAGUGAAGAUGAUAGUCAUGAAGAGACUUCUACAUAUCUCUCUUGCUAUAAAGAUUUUCGAAUAUUACCUCGGUACAUAAAAAAUGAAGAGGUUUAUUCCAAUUCUCAUCCAACGAAAUGAAGAAAAGAACAUUGAAACUUAGAAACAUGCUCAUCAGUUCUGAUCAGUUGGCUCCACCUAAUCCAAUGAAGAUUACUCUGUUUGAAGGGAAGCAGAAGAAAAUUCAAUUUGACGAAUUUUCUAAACUGCACUUGUUAUAUAUAUUUGUUCUGUUUUAAGUCCAAUAUCAAUUCACUUAUGUGAAUUUUCUAAUGGAUUAUUGACAGAGUUUAUGUUUGGGUUAGUAACCGAUGUAUUUUGUAUAAUUUAGGGUGAAGUUGAUUAAUCUGGUGAUUAAUUGUUAUAAUCUAGUGGAUCUAAUCGGUACUUCUGCUGCUACAAUUAACUCAACUUUGUACUUCACCUCUUCAGGACUUCUGCUGCUACAAUCUUUUCAAUAUCUAUUGCUUCGUUUUACUCCUGCUGCAAAUUCUCUAUUACACAUCUUCUACUAUUGCUGUAACUU
Pistacia vera is the source of this 5176-nucleotide messenger RNA. RefSeq names its product disease resistance protein At4g27190-like. The transcript is spliced from 5 exons. Gene Ontology annotation, molecular function: protein binding; ADP binding. The coding region runs from base 1 to 4731 and encodes 1576 amino acids. NCBI's taxonomy places the organism in Eukaryota, Viridiplantae, Streptophyta, Magnoliopsida, Sapindales, Anacardiaceae. The record is from RefSeq and is a predicted model, not a curated record.